CGGAAGUGACGUUUUAGUGUUUUCAGAGCCCUCGUUAGCAUGUGGCAUCCUCACUCAUAGACAUAUAUAAACAGGUCCUGUUAUUCUGCUCUGUUUUCUCUGCUGCUCUUUUGUCGCUGCUUGGGGACAGAUUUCAGUGUGACACACAACGUUUGUCUCUGGUUACCAAGCUGGCGAAGGAAACGGCAGUCCACAUUUCAAGAUGUCACAGGCCACCAAACGCAAGCACGUCGUGAAGGAAGUUCUCGGAGACUUCAUCACGCCCACCGAGAACCAGCAGAUCGUCAAGGUGACCGGGAGCCGCGGGAACAACCUCCACGAAGCGAUCACGGCUCAGGGCGAGACGUUCCUGGUGAGCAUGCCCACCAAGUUCCGCAAGAACAUCUGGAUCAAGAGAGGCGAUUAUCUAAUCGUGGAUCCUAUUGAAGAAGGGGAGAAGGUGAAGGCUGAGAUCAGCUUCAUUCUCUACAAAGAUCACAUUCAGUUCCUGCAAAAACAGCAGCUCUGGCCCAAGGGUUUUAUGGAGGAGCAGUCAUCGCAGGACAAGACGAGCGCAAAGGAAGAGGAGGCAGAGGAGAAAGACGACGAGGAAGAUGAAGGAAGUGACUCUGAGGACGACGACAGCGACCUCUUUGUGAACACCAACCGCUGUAACUACCAGUACAGUGAGAGCGAAGAGGAGGAGGACAGUGAUGAAGAGGAGGAGAAGAGGACAGAAAAUGGAUCGUAGCUGCAGCAGAACACAAAGCCAAGCCUUUGAGCUGUAAAGGUCCAGUGACUCCCCUCUGCUGUAAUUGCUGACCGAUCCAAUGAUGGUUCAAAUGUUUGUUCUUGUGCAACAAGAACAAACAUUUGUUCUUGUUCUCUCACAGCUGCUGGUCAGCUGUGAGAGAACAACUGUUGGAGGGUUGAGUGACCCUCAUAUCUGCUGCUUCCACCAGAACAAUCUAAGAUGUUCUGGUGAAACUGAAGACUACCAAGAAUGAGCAUCAGAUACGUUCCUGUUUAAUUUUCCAGAUUCCAGUUAAAACGUUUUCCCAUUUGUUUCCCUGAUUCAUUACUAUAGUAGCAAUAAAACGCAACCACACCACAGGAUAGUUAAAUGUCUGUCAUUUCAAAUUGUCUCUUCAGUGGGACAAUUAAAUCGGUGAGAAGUGUGUAAACAUUGAUUUUCUGAACUUAUGAAUUUGUCUUGUCAGGUUGACGGUUAUUUUGCCUCUUUGCCUUCCCCUAGUUUUGCUAUUUCACACCCCACAGUUUCAGAAUGGAGCCUCCUGCUGCUGGGUGAUUUGGGCCAAGCAAGUGUCUAUUUGUCCCCAUCGGGGGCAUUUCCUGUUGCCGCUUUUAGAAUAAACCUGGGGUUUAAAAGGAUUUUCUGUGAUCUACUCAGCAUCUACAGUUUGGAAAUAAUAUGUUAUUACAAUAAAUGAUGUCCACCAAUAGGAGGUCACUCAGUUAUUUUGGUUUAAUCAGUGAUCCUCCCUGUAAUUCAACUGGUCCUAACAGGGAUCAUGGUGUGUUUGGUUGAAAUGGUGUAGUCCUUAAAAGCUAAAGAAAAAAAAGAAUUUAAGCAUUUAUGUUUUAUGUCUCUUCAUCAAAAUGUGCAACUACCAAGAAAAAAGUGAUUUUUAUUUUUUAUUUUUUUCUGGGUGCCAAAUAGUGAUUCAUGAAUGGGUCCAGAACCAUUUGGGCAACAUGCUGUGUUCAUUAGGUUGGAUAACGGGACGGGUGUGGUGAAAGUAGAGCAUUCAGGACUAACAAGGCCAUUGUCGCCCUUUUAUUGGGCUACAUUCAUGGUUAUCACAUGAAUGUAGUCGUUCUGUUCGCUUUGAGAGAACCGUUCCCUGGUGCCGACCCAGCUCCACAUUCUGGUUUAACAGAGACGUUCCCUCUGAGGCUGCAGAGCAAGUUUAUUCCGCUUUGAUCAUUUGACAGGUAAUCUGAAUAUAUUGUGAAGAAUAUUUCUUGUAAGAAUUAGCAAUUAUGUAAGUAUGCAAUUCCAUAUAUUUGCCUUCAGGACAAUAUUAAGUGAUUCUCUGAGUCAGAGCACUCCAAACGGCAGCAAAUCCAGUUCAACCACACCUAUGGUUGGUGCGUUCACCCAAUGUGAUCAUUGAGUCAGACUUUAGGUAAUCACCACAGCUUCUCUUUAAAAAGCCUAAACUCAUGUUAAAUCACAAGAUUUUGCCGCCUUCUAUAUUUUUUGUGUCAUUAUUUUUUUAGGUUAUGUACCAUAUUUUUUCCCCAUAUUAAAGCAUGAUCUUAACGUGCUUCUGUCAA
Molecule: messenger RNA, 2280 nt
Organism: Fundulus heteroclitus (mummichog)
Lineage: Eukaryota; Metazoa; Chordata; Actinopteri; Cyprinodontiformes; Fundulidae
Gene: eif1ad
Product: eukaryotic translation initiation factor 1A domain containing
Exons: 5
Coding region: 203-730 (175 amino acids)
Biological process (GO): translational initiation
Cellular component (GO): nucleus
Molecular function (GO): translation initiation factor activity; RNA binding
Source: RefSeq, a predicted model, not a curated record